Molecule: messenger RNA, 3413 nt
Organism: Maniola jurtina (meadow brown)
Lineage: Eukaryota; Metazoa; Arthropoda; Insecta; Lepidoptera; Nymphalidae
Gene: Letm1
Product: mitochondrial proton/calcium exchanger protein
Exons: 8
Coding region: 120-2420 (766 amino acids)
Biological process (GO): intracellular monoatomic cation homeostasis
Cellular component (GO): mitochondrial inner membrane
Molecular function (GO): ribosome binding
Source: RefSeq, a predicted model, not a curated record
AAUAAGAUAUACUAUAUUAUUAUUUAUUUAUAUAUCCUUCUAGAUUGUCAUGGUGCCUAAAGGUUGAUUUUGUUUUUAGUUUGAUAAUUUCAAUUUACUAAGCCCUUAAAAGACGAAAAAUGAACAGAAUAAUUUUAAAUCAUUGUCGGUGUUUAAAAAAAUCGACUUUACAAUGGGAGACAAGACAGUAUCAAAACUUUCCAUACUUAACACUCUCAAGGUCAUUAUCUUAUUACACAACUCAACCCAUCGGAUUGCAGUAUGAUAUUAGUCAGAAACCUUUCAAUACAAGAGUGUUUUAUCAUCCUUAUGUACGAACAAUAUCUACUAGUAAGGUGUACUAUGAGAAGGAGCCCUUGAAGCCAUCUUCUAAGGUAGAAGCGACAGUUGAAACUGUUAAAAAAGGUAUGGAGGAGAAGGAAAACCUGCCGAAAAAGGAAGAAGUUAAGAAGAGUUUAAAAGAAAGAAUUAUGGGGGAAUUGCGUCACUAUUACCAUGGCUUCAGACUACUGUUUAUUGAAGUCAGAAUAUCUGCCUCAUUAUUAUUUAAGAUUCUAAAAGGUCAUUCCUUAACACGCAGGGAGCAUCGAUUGUUGGUCACUACGAUCGGUGAUUUGUUCAGAAUGGUGCCAUUUAUUGUGUUCAUAGUUGUACCGUUCUUGGAGUUCGCUCUACCGGUUUUCAUUAAACUGUUCCCGAAUAUGUUACCAUCUACUUUUGAGAGUCGGAGUCAAACAGAAGCCAAGCUUAAACAGCAUUUGAAGGUGAAAUUGGAGAUGGCAAAAUUCUUUCAGGAAACGUUAGAUCAGAUGGCUCCACAAGCUAGUAACAGACAUUCUGAGCUAGCUAAAGAGUUUACAGGUUUCUUUAAUAAGAUAAGAACGUCGGGUGAUGUGGCAACAAGUGAGGAAAUAAUGAAGUUUUCCAAACUAUUUGAAGAUGAGAUUACCUUAGAUUCGCUUCAACGACCACAUUUGGUUGCAUUGUGUAAAGUUUUGAAUGUUUCCACGAUUGGUACUAGUGCUAUGUUGAGAUUUCAUUUGAGGAUGAAGUUGCGAUCGUUAGCCGCGGACGACAAGAUGAUUGCAAAGGAAGGUGUGGACAGUUUGAAUUUCAGCGAGUUACAGCAAGCUUGCAAAGCCAGGGGCAUGAGAGCUUAUGGAGUAUCAGAGGAGAGGUUACGAAAAGAAUUGAGGAACUGGUUGGAUUUGUCAUUGAACGAGAAGGUACCACAAUCCCUACUCCUGUUAUCAAGAGCAUUGAUGGUUCCUGAGCAUGUACCCACAACGUACAAGCUGAAGGCCACAAUUUUGGCGUUGCCGGAACAAGUUGCUACCCAGACAAGUGCUGCAAUUGGUGAGAAAGAGGGCAAAGUUGAUUUCAAGACUAAACUGGAUACCAUCAAACUUGAAGAACAGAAGAUUAAAGAAGAAAGGAAAGAACUACAAGAGGCGGAAAGAGAGAAAGAGAUGCUUGAGGCCAAGAAACGGGAGAAAGAAGAACUCAAGGAUAAGGCUCCAAUUCUUGAUGACCUCAGCACCCCGGUAAUGGUGGACCCUGCACCGGUUAUUGCAGUGGACGCUGUUAAGCCAAAGACCGAAGAAGGCCUGUCUGGCAAAGAUAUUGAAGUGAUUGAGGAUGCUUUAGAGAAAUUAGCUAUACAGAAGAAGUCUCUCCUCCUGGAGAAGGAGAGUAUCCAGGAGCUGAAGAGUGAGCUGCUGGACUACAGCGAGGAUGUGAAGGAGAUGGACGAGAUUGUCAAGACUAAACAGGCUGACCUCAAACUCACUAAGGGUGCUAGGAGAUUAUACCGAGCAGUAAACAACAUGAUAAGCAAGCUAGACGCGGUCCUCAUCGAAUUGGAGAAGAAAGAAGAAGCGUUAAAGACAACGCUUGAGCAAACCAAGUCCGAGCCAGAGAAGGCAAAAGAGCAACUCAUACAAAUUGAUGAACUGAUGCAUUCCAUUAAGAGUCUACAGAAGGUCCCGGAUGAAGCCAAGCUGAAGCUUAUACAGGAUGUGUUGGGAAGGUUGGAUGAUGAUUUUGAUGGGCAGUUGAAGAUUGAUGAUGUAUUGAAGAUGCUAGAAAUAGUAGGCAACGAACAUGUGAACCUGUCAGAGAAGCAGAUGGCUGAGCUGAUUGAACUCCUGGACAAGGAGGAAAUCCUAGAAGUGGAGUCCAAGAUACAGAAAGCGCUGGCGAAGGCUGCCAGUGCCGCCAAGGAACAGGACAAGGCUGAUUCUGACGGCAAGAGUCUAUUCGAUCUGAUCCGAGAAGCGCAGAAGCGUAGAGAAAUGAAGAAGGCAGUGGAGAAGUUUGGAGAACAGCGGAGCAGCAUUCCCAAGAGCGAAGACAUCGUUACCAAGAGCGAAGACAUCGUCACCAAGCAGGAAACACCCAAACGACCAGAGAGCCACUAAAACCACUAGAAUUACUAGAAAUUAGUGUAUUUCGACACAGUGAUUGUUUUUUUUUUUUUCUAGUGAAUUAUGUAAAUAUGACUGUCGGUUAGGUUACGCUUAUCAGCCAGUUUGUGGUGACUUUGCUAGGAUGUCGUUUAUUGGGGGUAUUUGACUAUUUUUUUUAAUCAUUGUAGGUAAUAAAUACUAAAUAUAGAAGCUGAAAUCUUGUAUUUCCUUGAUGACACCUGUAGGCCGAUUCCGGAAAAUCUGCAUCAAUCAUUAUUACAAUCACAAUAGUUGUGAUUAGUUGAAUUUAUGGUGUUCUUGUCGCAACAAUGUAUUGUAGUCAAUAGUGAGCGAGCGUCAACCAAUCAGAGGUGAUUGCUAUCGACACGUUACAGAUGUGAUUUUACAGCAGUCGAACCACGGUUUUUUUUUUUUCCACUGGCAAAAUAACCACUAAUUUGCUACUUUUUUACUCAGGGCUAGUUUUAAUUAUACAAGUCCAAAACGUAUCGUACUGGACUCUUACAACAGAAAACUAAUACUUACCAGAUACGGACGAAAAGACUCUGCAAAGACGUCCAAAUAAUUAGGGACUCUUAUCACGACGUAAUAAAGUGCAAUUUAGCUCGCAUAGCGCUACGUCCUAAAGUUUAUGUUAAGCGUCUCUAUCUGUGUUACUCUUAUCUCUCUCUCUCUCAGAAGAGAUGAUAGUAGAAGGAGUAAGCCUAUAUGAUUCCGAGUAUGUAUGAUGAUAAGUCGUGAUCAUGUGAUUUCUUUGACCUCAUUAUAUUCUACUAGUUAGGCCAUCUAGCGUUUUUUUUUUACUGCUAGUCGAUUGCGGAAAAGCUCCAUCAAUCAAUGUGAUUGGAUGAGUUUGUGGUUCUUUAGCCAGUAACGAGAGAGCGAAAAGUGAUUGCCAUCCUCACACUGUAGUAUAUAAAAGCAAAAUGAUUCGUUUUAUAUCAUUUUUAGCUGGCCAAAGGUAUGGGCUUUUUUUAACAAUAA